Arvicola amphibius (Eurasian water vole) is the source of this 1699-nucleotide messenger RNA. It is a transcript of the gene Foxh1, whose product is annotated as forkhead box H1. The coding region runs from base 20 to 1213 and encodes 397 amino acids. The record is from RefSeq and is a predicted model, not a curated record. Gene Ontology annotation, molecular function: DNA-binding transcription factor activity; sequence-specific DNA binding. NCBI's taxonomy places the organism in Eukaryota, Metazoa, Chordata, Mammalia, Rodentia, Cricetidae. Gene Ontology annotation, biological process: regulation of DNA-templated transcription. The transcript is spliced from 3 exons.
UUGGCCUGCCUGUCCCAGCAUGGCCUCAAGCUGGGACCCCACCUCGACUUACAGUCCAUCUUCCCUGAGCCCCCUAUUAGAUCAGACCCCCACACAGGGCCGCUUUCCUUGCGUGAUGUCUUGCAACACCUCUCAUCAGAGGCCUCCAAAGGCAGAGUCUCCCCCCAAGAGGAAGAAGAAGAGAUACCUGCGUCAUGACAAGCCCCCCUACACCUACUUGGCCAUGAUCGCUCUGGUAAUUCAGGCAGCACCUUUCCGCAGGCUGAAGCUGGCCCAGAUCAUCCGUCAGGUCCAGGCAAUGUUCCCCUUCUUCAGGGACGACUACGAAGGCUGGAAGGACUCCAUCCGCCACAACCUUUCCUCUAACCGGUGCUUCCGGAAGGUGCCCAAGGACCCUGCAAAGCCCCAGGCUAAGGGCAACUUCUGGGCGGUGGACGUGAGCCUGAUCCCAGCAGAGGCGCUGCGCCUUCAGAACACUGCUCUGUGCCGGCGAUGGCAGACCCGGGGCACACGCAGAGCUUUCGUCAAGGACCUGAGCCCCUACGUGCUCCACGGCCGGCCUUACCGGCCGCCCAGCCCCCCACCACCAUCCAGGGACGGUUUCAGCAUCCAGUCCCUGCUAGCGGACCCCGGGAAAGAAUCAACAUGGCCCCAGCAGCCUGCGCUAGCUGGACAGAGCAGUUCAGCUCAGGCAGGUACCAGCUCUAAGGGGGAAGAAGAGAUGUGUACUGCGCCCCGUGACUCCACUGAGAAGCCUCUGUGGCCCCUCCGCUCCCUUCCUGGGCCCACAAGAAUAGAGGGGGAGACUUCCCAAGGGGAAGUCAUCAGGCCUUCUCUUUCCCCAGAGCAAGGCACCUGGCCAGUCCACUUACUUCAGGGUUCCCAAGAUCCCAUGGGGAUGUCCAGCAGGGGGUGCAGAGCUUCCCUGUGGGGACAGCUACCCACUUCUUACUUGCCCAUCUACACUCCCAAUGUAGUGGUGCCCUUGGCCACACUACCUCCCACCUCUUGUCCCCAGUGCCCAUCUUCAACCAGUCCAGCCUACUGGAGUGUAGGUUCUGAAUCCCAAGGAUCCCCGGACCUGCUCUGUGAUCUAGAUUCCCUCUUCCAGGGAGUACCACCCAACAAGAGCAUCUAUGAUGUGUGGGCCAGCCACCCUUGGGACCUGGCUGCUCCUGCCCCCAGCUGGAUGCUCUCCUGGUACAGCCUGUAAUAGUUCAAGGCAGGCAGGGACUGCUUCUCCCUUCUACCCCUGGCUACCAUUUUGAUGGAGAUCAGACCUAGGAGCAUGUCCACAGUAAUAGCUUUAAAACACCAGGCACGGCCUCGCUGAAACCCACAACUUUAAUUGGGCUACUCCAGAAAGGGUUUUGCCUCUGCUAGACACGACAGGUCAAGCCAAUCACUCUCCCACACACAGGGACAGGAUCUGGAGAAGCAGUGCUCAGCCUAGAGUGGGGCAUCUUCUUUUUAUCCCACUCUGUCAUGCCAUCCAUCUAGCCAUCCCUCUGUCACCGCGCCUUCCUGGCUCCAGGCUGGGGGAGGGCGAGCCAAAAGUGGGUCUAUUCUAAAGUCUUCCCCCCACCCCUCAGCUGCCUGGGUAGGAGGUAGCACCUUUUGGGGAAAGGGUUAGGAAAUGAAAUCUGGACCCUACAUGAUUUGGGGUGGUGGAAGCAGGGGAGAGAUUAACAGUAAAGGA